Molecule: messenger RNA, 1024 nt
Organism: Plectropomus leopardus (leopard coralgrouper)
Lineage: Eukaryota; Metazoa; Chordata; Actinopteri; Perciformes; Serranidae
Source: RefSeq, a predicted model, not a curated record
GUUCAGAUGUGGUGGACUGGCUCCACCGUAAUGUGGAGGGUUUCACCGACCGCCGCGAAGCUCGCAAAUAUGCGGGAAACCUGCUGAAGGCCGGUUACAUCCGCCACACUGUCAACAAGGUGACCUUCUCUGAACAGUGCUACUACGUGUUCGGAGACCUCUGUGGAGAUCUGGGUUUGCUGACUCUGGAUCAGGAUGAGGACUCCAGUCGAGCAGGAGGGUCAGACUGUGACCCGCUGGGUCCGGCUCCGGGGCCCCAGUGGCCCCCGGCCUUCCCUUACCAGUACCCGGUUCCUCACCCAUACAGCUCGCCUCACCUUCUCCACCAGCCGCUGGCCUGGGGGGGGGCAGGAGCAGGACCAGGAGGAGCAGCAGGAGGAGCAGCAGGAGGAGGAGCAGGAAGAGGAGCAGGAAGAGGAGCGGGGAGUCAGCUCAGUGAAGGAAGUCGCAGCAGCGGGUCAAACUGUAGUGAUGGUCUAAAGGAGGCGGGAGGAGCCAGCCAAUCAGAGUCCACCAAGCAGGAAGUGAGCGCUCUGCCCAACAAACAGCCAGCCACAGGUUCCCCGGGCGACGAUGUCACCCGCCGACCCCUGACCUCCCACUGUGACUCAGAAGCCCCCUCGCCACCCAGAGGUCAGCGCCGUGACCUCUCUGCUCCCCGACAGUCCUUCUGCCUUGCCAUGGGGAACGCCGGUGACUUCUUCGUGGACGUCAUGUGACCCCACGAUGACGAAAGCGCCUUCCUGUUUGAAAAUGACACGUUUAAAGUUUGAAAAAAAUCUUGAAAUCUUUGAACUCGUUCAGGGACGUUUUUUUCAUUAAAACCUGCUGACCUGCUGCGGCGAGUCACGCCCUCAGACCUGCUGCGGCGAGUCACGCCCUCAGACCUGCUGCGGCGAGUCACGCCCUCAGACCUGCUGCGGCGAGUCAUGGGUGGAGCUGGAGGACAGAGCUGGAGGACAGCAGGAGGUCUGGAGAACCCGGCUGAGUAACCUGGACCUGACAACAUGAGACGGUUGUCCCU